This is a messenger RNA of Pristis pectinata (smalltooth sawfish), 551 nucleotides long. RefSeq names its product piercer of microtubule wall 1 protein-like. The record is from RefSeq and is a predicted model, not a curated record. Bases 3 to 425 code for a protein of 140 amino acids. The transcript is spliced from 3 exons. Gene Ontology annotation, cellular component: axonemal microtubule. Lineage: Eukaryota; Metazoa; Chordata; Chondrichthyes; Rhinopristiformes; Pristidae. Gene Ontology annotation, biological process: axoneme assembly.
CCAUGGAUGUGUGUGAGGUGAAGGAGCCCGCGGUGAAAUACUUGGAGCCGGUGCCGGAGCCCGAGCUUCCUGUCCCGCCCCGGACCAGCCAGUAUUACCGAGUGCACCCGGGCGUCCCCGACAGAUUCGAGCACCCGGACUGCUUCCAGGGUUACAGAUCCCGACCAAUUAAUCCAAUAUAUCGGACAACCAACCAAGUUUAUGGGAGUCAGCAGCCAACUGUCCAUGAAAUGCCGACCAGCUACUUUGCAAUAUCUCGGAAGGUUUCGGAUCACUUAAGUAAAUGUGGAAUGUACAAAGACAAUGGAUUUAACGUGGGCCUGGAGAAAUCCCUGGUCACUGGGCCGGACAACCUCAUUAGGUUCCAGGACCGUCUGAACUUCCACCGCUCCUACUUUCAGGCUGGCCCAUCCGACACGGAGUAGUGGAUGCAAUUUCCUGCUGCUUCCUAAUGGACAUCCAGAUACUUCACCCAGUCCCUACAGUAGUUAGCUGUCGUUUCUUUGCAUGUCCCUUACCCAGUUGUAUAACAGUUUAAAUUCAUUGUAUUA